GGCCAGCCCGGUUCGUGGCCUUGCUUGUGCGUCUGCGCGAACCUUGGACUCGAAGCAGCCAUGAUGGAAGGCCUGGAUGACGGCCCCGACUUCCUCUCGGAGGAAGACCGCGGACUUAAAGCAAUAAAUGUAGAUCUCCAAAGUGAUGCUGCUCUGCAAGUGGACAUUUCAGAUGCUCUCAGUGAAAGGGAUAAAGUCAAGUUCACCGUCCACACAAAGAGUUCAUUGCCAAAUUUUAAGCAAAAUGAAUUUUCAGUCGUUCGACAACAUGAGGAAUUUAUCUGGCUUCAUGAUUCCUUUGUUGAGAAUGAAGACUAUGCAGGUUACAUUAUCCCACCAGCACCACCAAGACCUGAUUUUGAUGCUUCACGGGAAAAACUGCAGAAGCUUGGAGAAGGGGAAGGGUCGAUGACAAAGGAAGAAUUCACAAAGAUGAAACAGGAACUGGAAGCUGAAUAUCUGGCAAUUUUCAAGAAGACAGUUGCGAUGCAUGAGGUGUUCCUGUGUCGGGUUGCAGCACAUCCUAUUUUGAGAAAAGAUUUAAAUUUCCACGUCUUCUUGGAAUAUAAUCAAGAUUUGAGUGUUCGAGGAAAAAAUAAAAAAGAAAAACUUGAGGAUUUCUUUAAAAACAUGGUUAAGUCAGCGGAUGGAGUAAUUGUUUCAGGAGUAAAGGAUGUAGACGACUUCUUUGAGCAUGAACGAACAUUCCUAUUAGAAUAUCACAACCGAGUUAAGGAUGCAUCUGCUAAAUCUGACAGAAUGACAAGAUCUCACAAAAGUGCUGCUGAUGACUACAAUAGAAUUGGGUCUUCAUUAUAUGCUUUAGGAACUCAGGACUCUACAGAUAUAUGCAAGUUUUUCCUCAAAGUUUCAGAACUGUUUGAUAAAACAAGAAAAAUAGAAGCUCGGGUGUCUGCUGACGAGGACCUCAAGCUUUCUGACCUGUUAAAGUACUACCUGCGGGAGUCUCAAGCAGCUAAGGACCUCCUCUAUAGAAGGUCUAGGUCGCUGGUGGACUAUGAAAAUGCCAAUAAAGCACUGGACAAGGCAAGAGCGAAAAACAAAGACGUGCUACAGGCUGAAACUUCCCAACAGUUGUGCUGUCAGAAGUUUGAAAAAAUAUCUGAAUCUGCAAAACAAGAACUGAUAGAUUUUAAGACAAGAAGAGUUGCUGCAUUCAGAAAAAAUUUAGUGGAACUUGCAGAACUAGAACUGAAGCAUGCAAAGGGUAACCUCCAGUUACUGCAGAACUGCCUUGCGGUUUUAAAUGGAGACACAUAGGCUUCACUCCGCCUUCUGUUGAAAAGGGCUGCCUUCAAAUCCGGUAUGUUUUCCUGACGACCUGCGGCAUCUAAGCUCCCUGGGAACAACAGAGACAGCGGGCACAGUGCAUCGGCUCUUCUCCUGAGAGACAGUGGACAGCAGGGCUCCCCGGCCGCAACACAGCAGCUGGCCACCUCGCACUCCACCUUCCAAGAAGCCCAAAGUUCAACCCUCUUUUCUUUAAGUAGCCUGUCUUAACUGUGUUUAUUUUGUAUGUGGCGAUUCUCUGGCUGCAGGCCUUAUUUACCUAAGAAUCACUUGUCCAGUUUUAACAUUCUCAAAGUACUAUGUUCACACAAGAUAAAGGUUGCCUUUCUGAAUACUUUUUAAGCAUCCUGUGUUCCCUUAGUUCUUUCAUGUAUCUGUGUAAAGCAUCUUAAUGAGACUUACUUUGAAUUAAUGAACGUAGAAGUUUUGGGUCAGACUUUAUGUAAGCUUUAUAAGUAUGAUCUCUGAAGAAAAGCAGAUGCGUUCAUAUGUUUGCCUUAAACUUGUGGACUAAACCAAUAUUGUAAACGCCCAGAGACACCAGCGGCGUUUUUACUCCAUGCUCCUUGUAUCGCUCUGGAAGUCGGGGUAGCUGUAAUAAAUCUACUCCGGUAUUAAUGCU
Molecule: messenger RNA, 1933 nt
Organism: Mastomys coucha (southern multimammate mouse)
Lineage: Eukaryota; Metazoa; Chordata; Mammalia; Rodentia; Muridae
Gene: Snx6
Product: sorting nexin 6
Exons: 14
Coding region: 61-1281 (406 amino acids)
Biological process (GO): intracellular protein transport
Cellular component (GO): endosome
Molecular function (GO): dynactin binding; phosphatidylinositol binding
Source: RefSeq, a predicted model, not a curated record